Molecule: messenger RNA, 1151 nt
Organism: Cydia splendana
Lineage: Eukaryota; Metazoa; Arthropoda; Insecta; Lepidoptera; Tortricidae
Product: serine protease inhibitor swm-1-like
Exons: 3
Coding region: 681-1151 (156 amino acids)
Source: RefSeq, a predicted model, not a curated record
UAUAUCGAACCAUGGUUGUACCGGUUUUAAAACUGUUUUCGGUGAACUUUAGUUUUUUUUUAACGUAAAUUUUUAUUUACGAAGAAUAUGUUUCAUAUUUCAAGGUCCUACCUUCGAUGGCAGGGUUUCUUAACGUGGGGUCCACGGACCCCUUAAGGGUCCUUCGUAAUUUAUCAAGGAUCUACAGUAGGUCAGUUACCUUCUGUAAACGUACUUAUUAGGAAAUAUUGUAGUAAACUUGACGAGGCCUAAAGUGUAAUGAAACUAAUAAUAAAAGUAAAUUUUUCCUAAAAUACUUUUUUUACCAGGGUCCGUGGAAUAGUUUAAAUUGCGAAAAUGGUCCGUGUCUGCAAAAAUUUAAGAAACCCUGUUCCAUGGGUUUGGCUGUGUGUUUUCAAUCAGUAUUUAAAAAACGCAAUGGUUUUAAAUUAUUUAGAUUUGGUUCUAUUCACCCCGUUAUUGUUUGUUAUAGUUUUUACAAACAAUAAACAUUGCGAAACACUUCAUCAAUUAAAUUGCUCAAUCUUGCUCUACAUUAACGCACCGACGAUUCAAGGAUGUCACAUUUUUUACACACCAGAUAUCCAUUCAACCAGAAAAAGGUCAUUUGGCAGCCUAGUGCACUAAAAUUGGUUUGUUAUUCUGUCUCUGAACAUCACUGAAACAGGUCGCUUUGAAAAAUGUCGAAAUUCACGGGAAAUAUUGUUUUUAUUUACAGUUGUGUGGUUACCCUAGUGGUAGGGGUGUACAUUGCCAAAGAAGAAUGUCCUCCAAACGAGGAAUAUCUCCUCUGCGGCACUGCCUGCCCCUUCAACUGCUCAAACCCUGGGCCGGUUCCUGUCACCUGUUCUGAUGACUGCAUCGAGGGCUGCUUCUGCAAGUCUGGCUUCCUGAGGAACGAUACUGGAGUGUGUGUUAACGCUGAUGAGUGCAUUGGAGAAACCAAUCCAAUCUGCUCAGCCAACGAAGAGUUCCUCGCUUGCGGCACAGCCUGCGCGCGCACCUGCACCGACCCUGAGCCCUUGAACUGUGGUCUAGUCACUCUAGCCUGCAGUAUGGGGUGCUUCUGCAAGUCAGGAUACGUCAGGGAUCAGAAGACGAACAAAUGUGUGACGUUGGACAAAUGUCCAGUUUCCCCUGUUGGUAAGUAG